AUUCGAAAAGUGUUGGCAGCAAACUCUGAUCAACAAGUGCAGGAACAAACGUACAAAAGUGCAGAAAGUUGAGCAAAAGUUUCACCCAAAAGAGUUCACAAAGUUUUACAAAAUAUCCCAAAUUAAAAGAGACAUUCAAAAAUUACAAAUUCUAAACGGUUUUAAGUGCAUAUUUUUGGAAGUAAAUUGCUUGAAAAUGUGGUACAUGAAGUGCAGUUGGACUUUGUUGGUUUUUAUGGCACUCUUUGCCCUGGUGACAGGUUCAUGCCUGGAAUACGGACACUCCUGUUGGGGUGCUCACGGCAAGCGUUCCGGUGGCAAGGCCGCAAUUGUUGCAGCCAAGACUGUCGGCAAUCCUGUGGAAACUCUGGCUGAGCAGCUCUAUAACAACAACAAUCCCGAAGACACCGAUGACGACACCAACAACAGCAACAGCAUCAGCCUGAACAACAACAUGCCGCCGAGAGCCACUGCACAAAGUGGCGACCCCGAGGAACGGAAUAGGAAUCAUCGCAACCAUGAGGCCAACGAUCUGAAGUGGACGCAACUGAUGAGGCAACAGCAUCGCUAUCAACAGUCACGACUGGCGGGCAGAGGCGGCGGACAGUACGAUGCCGCCGCCGAGAGUUGGCGCAAAUUGCAGCAGGCACUCAUAAUGGCACAGGCACAGGCCCAAGCGCAGGUCGAGGCUGAGGGUGAGGCCGAGCAGCAACAGCAACAGACUCUCAGCGAUCUCUAUGAACUCAAGAAGUGAACAAUGCCCCACCCAGGCGUAUACUUAAUUUAAUUGCCAAAACUAUGCGGAAAAGCGACUAAAAACCAAACGAAGAAUGAAAAGAUAUUUACUGCACCACCAGCAAUUGCAUGUUGGGCAUCAAUUAAGAAUAAAUU
Drosophila subobscura is the source of this 891-nucleotide messenger RNA. It is a transcript of the gene CCHa1, whose product is annotated as neuropeptide CCHamide-1. Gene Ontology annotation, biological process: neuropeptide signaling pathway. Lineage: Eukaryota; Metazoa; Arthropoda; Insecta; Diptera; Drosophilidae. The transcript has 4 exons. Bases 197 to 754 code for a protein of 185 amino acids. The record is from RefSeq and is a predicted model, not a curated record. Gene Ontology annotation, molecular function: neuropeptide hormone activity.